GCGCAGACGUCACCAGCGGGAUUAGGCGGGUGAUGGCACUGAGAUUCCCUCACAUUAAUCAAAUAAGUACAGUUUGUCAGCCCAUUGAUGUGAGGGCACAACAUAUAUCGAUUUACCCUUUUUGUCGGAGCACUUUGGUGUUCAUCCGUCCGACCGAAGGGGAUCUGAGUCCGGGCCGUCGGACUCUAAAUCGUCGUAGUUUGAGAGCUAACGGCUCACUGGAUUUGUUUGGGACCAGCAGCGAAUAUAAAGAUCGUCUAAUAAAUCUACCGAAGGGACAUAACUCACGAGCGGAACAAGGUGGAGGGGGAAGAUAAUUAUGCCAGAUCCGGACACUGAGGUGGCAGUCCCCUCUUCGUCGGGCAGUAAAGGAAAGGGGAAAGGCAAAGGGAAGAGAGAGGAACCGCUUUCUCUCGAUGACUGUCUGUGUCCGGUGUGCUUGGAUUUGUUUCUGGAGCCGGUGACGUUGCCCUGCACGCACACUUUCUGCAAGGGCUGCUUCCUGGAAUCGGUGGACAAGAGUACGCUGUGCUGUCCCAUGUGCAGGAAGCGCGUGUCUACUUGGGCCCGGCAAAACAACAAGAACAAGACUCUGGUCAACCAGCAGCUGUGGACGCAGAUCCAGGUCACCUUCCCACAACACUGCCAGCGACGCAUCGGCGGACAGGAUGCCGUCAACAAAGACGACCUGACGGCCUUUUUCCCCAGGAUGAGUCAGCCUGGUGAGCUGAGACAAGAAUAUCAGGAACAGAUCAGCAAACUGUCCGAGGAGAAACGAGAGCUAGACGAGGAGGAGCAACGGGCCAGCGAGGAGUACAUCCACAGACUCCUGGUCGAGGAGGAGAAGAUGCUGCUGGAAGAGCGCAGGAGGAGCGAGGAAGAUGAGAGGCUGGCCUGGGUGCUCAGCAAAGAGCUGAACGCUGCUCCCGUCUCCCCGGACAACCAUCAUCCUGCUCACAUCACUCCAGCCAGGAAGAAAGUGAACACGACGGGGCACAUUGAAAAGUUCUUGUGUCGACUUCCGUCCAAGUCGAGCCCGUCAGGCUGCAGCUCGGCUUCCACUUUGAUUUCUAACAAGGAGAAUAUCCUCCUCUCUCAUGGGCAUCCCCUCCCUCUUGCGGAUCUCUACAGCAGUCAGCGGGACCAACCGGACCACUCUCGCUCCGGUCCGGCCUCGCCAUUGGAGGCUCGUCACCGCAGAAGCUGUCACGCUGAUGAAGGAACGUCCAAGAGGAAAAGCUCUGAACAUACCGACGAAGAGGAGGCAAAGCGACGAUGCCACCGUUCGCCCUCUUCUUCCUCUUCGCCCCUAGAGGGCGCCUUAGUGAUACAGGCGGAACUGGAGGCCAAGCUGGAGAGGCGCCGUCACCAGGAGGAGGCUGACCGGCAGAUGGCGCUCCUCUUGCAAGAGGAGCUCGACCAGGAGGAGAGCCGGCAACAAACGGACCGGAGAAAAGGCUCUGCCGACGCGUACCCCCUCAGACGCGGGACCCCCAACUCCCACAGGAGAAACCCCAGGACUAACAAAACCUCCCCCACGUCCCUGUCCUCCUCCUCACCCUCCUCUUCUCCGGAAGCAUCCACCUCCUCCUCGCAAAACGGAAGCGGCCAACAGCCCACCCUCACUGACAUGUUUUCUGGCCUGGGCAGCUAAACCCCCCCCCCCCACCGCCCCAAGGAAUGUCUCACUGGCCUUUGUGUGCUCGCCCCACAAUGGGGUCUAAAAGCUGCUUCCAAGAGACAACAAAAACAGACCAAUUUGAGCCUUAAUACUGUGAACCCACGUAUAUUUGCAGUUCAGCUUUCACAAGUUCGCCUAUUUUGAAAUUUUACGGGCAACCUAUCCUCCGUUUCUGACUCAAAAGCUCACCUGGUCACUGCUUUUGUGCUCAGA
This is a messenger RNA of Hippocampus comes (tiger tail seahorse), 1894 nucleotides long. RefSeq names its product ring finger protein 168 (gene rnf168). Gene Ontology annotation, molecular function: ubiquitin-protein transferase activity; nucleosome binding. Gene Ontology annotation, cellular component: nucleus; site of double-strand break. Bases 320 to 1654 code for a protein of 444 amino acids. NCBI's taxonomy places the organism in Eukaryota, Metazoa, Chordata, Actinopteri, Syngnathiformes, Syngnathidae. The record is from RefSeq and is a predicted model, not a curated record. The transcript is spliced from 8 exons. Gene Ontology annotation, biological process: double-strand break repair.